AUGGAUAAAGGCCAGAUAUCUCGCAAACAGAACAAGGAAAAAUUGCAGAAAGAAAGUCAUAGUGAGAUUGAAAGAAAACGACGUGAACGAAUGAAACUGGAAACAGAAUUCUUACAUCGUCAAGUAUCACAUUCUCAAUGUAAAGAUAAAUUAUCCAUCUUUCUUGCUGGUGCUGAGAGACUUAUCCACUAUGGUAAUAAACUAGGCAAACGAGAGUAUAUCAUCAAUGAUGAAGAGUAUUCACGUAUUAUUAUCAAUACUAUUGAUGGAUUCGCUAUCCAUGUCAGAUGUUCUGAUGGUGAAAUAAUGUAUGAGGAAAAUGUUCAAAAAGUGCUUGAUAUACCCCAGGCCAACUUUGUCGGUAAAACACUUUAUGAUGUGGCUGAACCAAGUAGUAAUACAAAACGAAUUAUUUGUGAUAACCUUAUUUUCUAUGGUUCUGAGAUGCAACAAGCUAAAGAUGGAGAACUUAUUCCCCGGAAUUUUGUAAUUGCUAUGCGUUGUGGUCCUGGUGUUCCGUUAAGAAAUUGUGUACGUGGAUCUGACUGUCAACUGUAUCGAUUCAUUGAAUUCUGUGGGGAUAUUGUAUAUCAGAAAAAUAAUGUUUGUGAAGCUAAUGCUUUAUUUCGUGGAGUUUGUCGUCCGUUGGAUAUGGCUUGUCAAACGGUCUUUGAUAAUAAACAGUUAAAUAAUCAAACAAAUCCAUUCGAAGAGUAUACUUCACCUACAGAGACUCCUAUCACUUCCGCUGAUCAUGUAACCCUACGUAUUGCGGCGGAUAACUUCUCAAUCACGGAAGUUGUUGGCAAUUCUUCCUCAAUACUGGGUUGGGAUGUUGACGAUAUAUUGAAUAAACAUAUUGAAGAUUUUGUUACGAUUCCUGAACAGAGUAUUGUGAAGCAUGCAUUAAAAGAAACCAGUAGCAAUGGUUCAUUUAAGAUUUUUAUCAAUUGGUUGGAUCGUGAAAAAACCAGUCCAGUCUACUUAAAAGCUUUAUUUACAGCUAUUCAAUUGAACAAUUGUUUAUAUUGUAUUGUAUGCAAAUUGUAUCCAUCAACUGAGUCUACACUGUUGUCUCAAUGCAAAUUGGAACCAGAGUCUCCAAUUUCGAAACAUUCAAAUUGUUCAAGGCUGGAAAUAUCGGAUAGCCAAAACAUUUUACCGUUUGAUUGGAAUAAUAAUCUAUGCAAUAAUUACUCCACAGCCAACACAAAACCGAAUGAUUUUACAAUUGAAUCUUAUCCCAGUACUACUAAUAGAUCAGUUUGCAGAUCUGAUCCCCUAACCACUGAUAUCAAUGAUAACUACGAUACACUAUCGAAUCCUAGUGUAGAAAAACAUUUUCACCCUGUAAGCACAUCCUAUGAACCUAUACAGGGAAAAGAUAAACUCAGUAUAACAGUUGCAAAUGAAGUCUACACCAACAGUAAAGAUUCUGAGGCACAUCAACGUCCUAUUUUCUCUGUUGACACAGAUGACGCAAUUCCUGAGGAAAAUAAUGAUGAAACAGUUGACUGCAAAUAUCCAUCUACCAAUGGGGCAACCGAUUUGGUGUGUAAUAAUCCUGAUGGAGAAGACUGGCGUCAACUUCCUGUGAAUACUAGUUUUACCAAUAUGCUUUCUGAAGGCGAUUUACCAGAACUGUUCAAUCCUGAUUAUAUAGAAGAUCUCAUCAAAGAAGAUAUAACUGACUUAUGA
Molecule: messenger RNA, 1698 nt
Organism: Heterobilharzia americana
Lineage: Eukaryota; Metazoa; Platyhelminthes; Trematoda; Strigeidida; Schistosomatidae
Source: the annotation of a GenBank genome assembly